Molecule: messenger RNA, 1079 nt
Organism: Caenorhabditis elegans
Lineage: Eukaryota; Metazoa; Nematoda; Chromadorea; Rhabditida; Rhabditidae
Source: the annotation of a RefSeq genome assembly
AUGUCGGCUUCAUUGCGCAAAAACGAGCAAAUUAUCCGGGCAUGCAUUCUGUACGAGGCUCUCGACAAGCUACCACUUCAGGAUGCCUAUGAGAACUUCUGCAAACACGUUGGAAAGGACGCUAUUCCACAAAAGGAGUUCGACUACUGGUAUUAUCGAUAAUGUGAUUAAUAAAAGACAAUGUGAUUAAUAAAAUCGUAGACAACCUGGAAUUCGUCGAAACAUUUGCUCUGGCAAAAGUCUCGAAAAAGUACCGCCAAGUCGUGAUGAGCCAAGAAGUUGAAAUCAACGAUCUCUCAAUCACACACAAUUAUUUGAAUGAUGCCGAUGAGGAUGAGAAUUGUGACAAUUACUCAACGAUCGAGUACGAUGGCUAUGUAAUCACAUACAAACCUGAAAAUGGAGGGUGCAUGGUCUCAUUUGCUGAAAGUGACGACACUGAACCGACGUGGGAGAAAUUCAUCGAAGGAGGCAAAUCUAUUCAGUUGUGCAACAAUGAUUUGAAGCUCGUUCUGGAAAAUCGAAGAGUGACACUGGGUUGUCACGGUAUCAGGUUAUAUAUUCCGGAGAAAGAGUUGCGCGACCAAUGCUUUACUGAAACCUCGAGCAUGCUCAACUCCACGAGAAGCAUUCGAACAAAUGCCUUUACUGCAAGCUAUCUCUCGUUACGCGAAUUUUCUUCACUGUUGGAAAUCUUCCCUGCUGGAGAAUUGAGAGCGCUUCAAUUUUAUUCGCACACUUUCGACCGCCAGGAACACAGAGGAAGCGAGUGGGAGCAUCUUGUGAACAUGGAUCAAUGGAGGAUGGCUAAGACGUUUGAUGGUGGAUUCCGUGUGAAAGUCGCACUUGAACACUUAUCACACUUUAGACGAAUUGAUGUCUUGCUAGUGAAGUUCACCGGAGCAGAUGCCGUCAAACUUCGUGAUAUGAUUGAAGGAUCGACCAAUUUCGAAUCUGCAGUACUCACUUGCGAAGGAAUGAAUAAACGUCGUGUCGCAAGAGCUUUCGGAAUUCGUGCUGAUUUUGAUGACGAUAAUGAACAAACGUUCGACAACGUCUCGCCAGACAAUGUGAAGUAA